Coregonus clupeaformis (lake whitefish) is the source of this 2471-nucleotide messenger RNA. Its product is annotated as protein mono-ADP-ribosyltransferase PARP12-like. Lineage: Eukaryota; Metazoa; Chordata; Actinopteri; Salmoniformes; Salmonidae. Gene Ontology annotation, molecular function: metal ion binding; NAD+ poly-ADP-ribosyltransferase activity. The coding region runs from base 353 to 1966 and encodes 537 amino acids. The transcript has 8 exons. The record is from RefSeq and is a predicted model, not a curated record.
GGAAUCUGUCUCUUGGGUCACGCGCUUCCCCCUCCACGUCAAGCAAUUCUUCUAGCACACUCUCCCCCUCAGCAAGCAACCGAUCUCGGGUGUUCUCUCCCUCGACAGGUGCCUUCUCUCGUCCACUAACUACCACAACAAGCAUCACUAGAUCUCCUCCUGAGUCACUGUACAGUGUUCCAACAGCUCAAAGGAGGGACACCAAAUAAAAAAACAAGUGCCUUCUCCAAUGACUUGCCUUUGUCAGGAUUGAGCAGUAAUGGAGAGCAAAGGUCUACUUCAGCUUUGACCAUAUGUACAGUUCGUGCGUUUGCGAGGGCCAACAGUCCGGUGUUCUACUACGGUGACUGACAUGGAUACAACAGCUCUGAUCUACAAGGUCCUCUGUGCCCAUAAUGGAUCAUUUGAGCUGGGAGAAUUGCGUGCCAACAUUAGCACGAUAGAAGAUGACCUGGAAAGUGUUUUAGGGAAUCAGGAGAUGUUUACCAGUGCUGUCUCUAAGGGAAACAAACUGAUAGUUGCCCAGACAAAGAUGAGGUUAUGCAGAGCUAAUGGAUGUAGUGGCUGCAGCAAUUUACACCUGUGCAAGUUCUACCUGUAUGGAACAUGUCCAUCCAAUGAGAGACAAGGAUGCCGUCUCUGCCAUGACCUGACAUCAGAACACAACAUCAGAGUCCUGAGAGAGCAUCACCUGGAGGAACUGGACAGGAAGGAGCUGUGUACAUUACUGUUGCAGAAUGACAACGCCCUUAUACCCCCAGUUUGCUUCACAUACAACAAAGGUAGUGGAGAGUACGGCUACUGUCCUGACAAGGAGAGCUGCAGAAGACUCCACGUCUGUGAGCGCUACAUCACAGGAACCUGUGCUGCGGACGUGGACUGUGGCAGGUCUCACGACUUCUACGAACCCCACCCGCUCAACACCCUGCAGCAGAGGGGAGUACCUAAUGAACUGGUGCCAUCCAUGUUGUCCACCUACCGCAACAUCCAGGCAAUCAGGGAUACAAAUUAUGCUAGUGACAACCCACGUUGCAAAAUUGACUCUGGUAACCGCCUGCUGAUCUCCAAAGCUUUACCCAGUCACUGGGAUAAAUCUUCAGUACCUGAAACUGGAUUCAAGAGGGUUGCUCUGCAGAGUUCCUCAGCUGAGUACAAGAAUAUUCUGGAUCUUUUCCAUCAAACUAUGACUGGCUUCAGUGUGAAGAGUAUUGAGAGGGUGCAGAAUCGGAUCCUGUGGGAGGUCUUUUCGUGGCAAGGAGAUGUAAUGAGAAAGACAAACACAGGGAAGGAGAAUGAGAAGCAGCUCUUCCAUGGAACAGACUCUAAACACGUGGACGCUAUAUGCCUGCAGAACAUAGACUGGAGGAUUGGUGGAACACAAGGAACGCUGUAUGGGCAAGGAAGCUACUUCUCCAAGGAUGCCAAGUUCUCCCACAGCUACACCAGCCAGUCAGGAGUCAGGUCCAUGUUUGUUUGUCGUGUGCUGGUGGGAAAUUACAUGCAAGGACACUCCAGCUACCUCUGCCCACCCUCAAACGACAGAAGUCCCACAAUCUUCUAUGACAGCUGUGUGGAUGAUAUCUACAACCCCUCUGUAUUUGUGGUGAUCGGGAAGCACCAGGUGUACCCAGAGUACCUUAUUCAGUACAGGGAAGGGUCCAAGCCUGGGACCUAUGUUCCACCACCUAAUAUUGUCCAAAACCAGAGCCACCACGACAUAAACUGGCAACCUAUUCCAGUCAUGCUACACUCACAAGCCACCCCUGUGCUGCCCAACAAUGCAAGGUUCAGAUCUCCUUCCCCAACAGGACCGGCCUUUGCCCAGCCCACACUCAGUACCCAGACACUAUUUUCUCACUACUCAAACCCACCCAGGCCCCCCUCCAUUCCCUCUGUUUCAAACCCUUCAAGGCAGAGAACCCCCAGACCUACCUUAACGCAUUCUUCUGCACAGUUUAUUCCCUGAACUCCUUGACACAUCCAUCGUUUCAGCCAGGUCUGUUGACUUACGUCCCUAACCCACCACCCUGGGUCGGCUCUAUGACCUCCAUACCACACGCACCUCCGUCAAGGACAAGAAGAUCACAGUUGUCUAAAAUGAAGGCAAAAAGUAAAUCUAUGGCAUCACUAGAUAAUCUAUAAGCAUUGGUAGUCUAUUUUUUAUUUUGAAAUUUAGGGUGAAAUUACCUUUAUAUGUAUCAAUAAAUUGUAUUUAUAAUUUUGGUUUUCAGAUUAAAUAUCCACACAAUUGUGAGACAAUAUAAUAACCUUACUGUGAAUGAUUGGAGAAUGGAACGUUUCCCCUUUGUAAGCUAAUUCAUGGUUUUAUUUUGAAAUUGAAAUGUCCUUUGUAGCUCAAUUAAUUGUAUUAAUUUUAUAGUUUGACCACAUAAGAAUCAAAACUGCAUCAUUAAGGAUUGUUUUGUUCUGCGUAAGUGUGAUUAAAUAAAUUAACAUCUACAUACUUAAAA